AUGUACUCGAUAAAGUACCUGGCGGAGGAUGCAGAUGAAAAGGAGGCCUGGCGGUCGCUCGUCAAAAUGUUGUAUCGUCCGAGGUUGCCUAACGGUAAAUUGAUUCCGCUCUCUUGGCCCCUAGCAGCCUAUCGCCUACUGAAUAAUAUUUGUUGGCCACUACGGGAUAAUGCCAACCGACUGGAACGUUUAUUCGAUCGCUUUUGCUGGGCGCUGGGUUUCUUCAUAUUUAUACAGCACAACGAUGCCGAGCUCCGUUAUAUCCUUUCAAAUAACAACAACUUGGAUCAGAUGCUGAUUUGUGGUCCAACCUAUCUCAUAUUGGUUGAGGCACAUUUACGUGCGUUUCAGUUGGGUUUAAAGAAAAAUAAUUUCAAAAAUUUUCUAAAGAGAUAUUACGCUGAAAUCUAUAUAGACAAACCAACUCAUCCCAAACUCUAUGCAAAUAUACAGAAACGUUUACGUCCGAUUUGGUUUUAUUCCUUUUUAUAUUAUAGCACUCUAUUUUCCUAUGUUAUAACACCGUUAACAAAUUACUUAAAAAAUGUAAAAGCGCCACUCUUUAAAAUGUACUAUCCCUUCGAUAUUACACCCAAUCCCAUCUAUGUGGCUGUGGUGCUCUCCAACAUCUGGGUGGGUUUCACCGUAAUCUCACUGGUCGCUGGCGAGGAUAAUAUACUGUCCGAGGUCAUGCUACAUUUGAAUGGACGUUUCCUGCUGUUACAACAGAAACUGCGCCAAAAUGCGGACCGUCUGCUACACAAUACCGAUGGCAGGUAUAUUGCCGAUGCAUUGCAAGACCAGAUAAUUGAGGCCAUCGAGGAAAAUGUGCGUUUAUAUGAAUUUGCUAAGGGAUUUGAGCGCGAAUUCUCUUUUCGCAUUUUCGUCAAUUUAUCCUUUAGUGCGGGGCUAUUGUGUGUGCUGUGUUUCAAAGUGUAUACGAAUCCGAUGGCUAGUUAUGGCUUCAUGUUUUGGAUCUGUGCCAAAAUUAUGGAAAUGAUAUUGGUUGGUCAAUUGGGCUCCACAAUGAUUUAUACCACUAAUGAAGUAAGCUCGACUUUUUAUGAGUGCAAUUGGGAGUUGGUUUUAAUGAAGUCCACGGAUACGAAAGCUAAUGUACGCCUUUUGAAAACACUAGCUUUGGCCAUUAGCACUAGUGGGAAACCAUUUGUUUUAACCGGCUUCAAUUAUUUUAGCGUCUCCUUGACUGCUGUACUAAAGAUUUUACAGGGUGCCGGCUCGUAUUUUACUUUUCUGACUUCAAUGCGAUAAAGCUGUGUUUCGCAGUGUA
This is a messenger RNA of Ceratitis capitata (Mediterranean fruit fly), 1291 nucleotides long. RefSeq names its product odorant receptor 74a (gene Or74a). Gene Ontology annotation, molecular function: odorant binding; olfactory receptor activity. Gene Ontology annotation, cellular component: plasma membrane. The coding region runs from base 1 to 1272 and encodes 423 amino acids. NCBI's taxonomy places the organism in Eukaryota, Metazoa, Arthropoda, Insecta, Diptera, Tephritidae. The transcript has 6 exons. The record is from RefSeq and is a predicted model, not a curated record. Gene Ontology annotation, biological process: sensory perception of smell; detection of chemical stimulus involved in sensory perception of smell.